AUGUCUGGCAGAGGCAAGGGCGGGAAGGGGCUCGGCAAGGGGGGCGCCAAGCGCCACCGCAAGGUGCUGCGCGACAACAUCCAGGGCAUCACCAAGCCGGCCAUCCGCCGCCUGGCUCGGCGCGGCGGCGUGAAGCGCAUCUCGGGCCUCAUCUACGAGGAGACGCGCGGCGUGCUGAAGGUCUUCCUGGAGAACGUGAUCCGCGACGCUGUCACUUACACGGAGCACGCCAAGAGAAAGACAGUCACGGCUAUGGACGUGGUCUACGCCCUCAAGCGCCAGGGACGCACCCUCUAUGGCUUCGGCGGCUAAAGCUCGAUGGCACGUACGAAGCAGACGGCGCGUAAGUCGACGGGCGGGAAGGCGCCCCGCAAGCAGCUGGCCACCAAGGCGGCCCGCAAGAGCGCGCCGGCCACGGGCGGCGUGAAGAAGCCGCACCGCUACCGGCCCGGCACGGUGGCGCUGCGCGAGAUCCGGCGCUACCAGAAGUCGACGGAGCUGCUGAUCCGCAAGCUGCCCUUCCAGCGGCUGGUGCGCGAGAUCGCGCAGGACUUCAAGACUGACCUGCGCUUCCAGAGCUCGGCCGUGAUGGCGCUGCAGGAGGCGAGCGAGGCCUACCUGGUGGGGCUCUUCGAGGACACCAACCUCUGCGCCAUCCACGCCAAGCGCGCUGCAGAUAGUGGCACCAUGUCUGGCAGAGGCAAGGGCGGGAAGGGGCUCGGCAAGGGGGGCGCCAAGCGCCACCGUAAGGUGCUGCGCGACAACAUCCAGGGCAUCACCAAGCCGGCCAUCCGCCGCCUGGCUCGGCGCGGCGGCGUGAAGCGCAUCUCGGGGCUCAUUUACGAGGAGACCCGCGGCGUGCUGAAGGUCUUCCUGGAGAACGUGAUCCGCGACGCCGUCACUUACACGGAGCACGCUAAGAGGAAGACGGUCACGGCCAUGGACGUGGUCUACGCCCUCAAGCGCCAGGGACGCACCCUCUACGGCUUCGGCGGCUAA
Gavia stellata (red-throated loon) is the source of this 999-nucleotide messenger RNA. RefSeq lists its product as uncharacterized. The transcript has 3 exons. NCBI's taxonomy places the organism in Eukaryota, Metazoa, Chordata, Aves, Gaviiformes, Gaviidae. Gene Ontology annotation, biological process: nucleosome assembly. Gene Ontology annotation, cellular component: nucleosome. The record is from RefSeq and is a predicted model, not a curated record. Gene Ontology annotation, molecular function: structural constituent of chromatin; DNA binding; protein heterodimerization activity.